AUGGGAGAAAGGUAUAAGCUGUCGGAAGCUGGAGAAAACCUUUACCAAGUGCUGGAACUGCCUCGGGGAGCAAAACCUGAAGAGAUCAGGAGAGCCUACAGGAAAUUGGCACUGAAGUACCACCCAGACAAGAAUCCAGAAGACCCUAAUGCAGCAGAGCGGUUCAAAGAGAUCAAUGCAGCCCAUUCGAUACUUGCUGAUCCCGAUCAGCGCCAGAUCUACAAUAUGUACGGUGCCAUGGGCUUAUAUAUGGCUAACAGAUAUGGCCCAGAAGCUACCAAAAUCUAUUUCAUUCUGACCAAGUGGUGGUUCAAGUGCCUGGUCCUCUUGUGUUCACUUCUUUCUUGUUGCUGCUGCUGUUGCUGCUGCUGCUUUUGCUGUGGGAUGAAUCUACCGCCAGAAUAUGAGUAUUUUAUGCCUAGCAGUGAUCUACAUACACAAUAUCCAGACACAGAUAUGCAGAAACAACCUCCAAGGACAGGUGCCCACCUUGUGCAUGUGUCUUCUGCUGCCCCAGUCUACUGCACACACUGA
This is a messenger RNA of Trichosurus vulpecula (common brushtail), 534 nucleotides long. RefSeq names its product DnaJ heat shock protein family (Hsp40) member C5 gamma (gene DNAJC5G). The record is from RefSeq and is a predicted model, not a curated record. NCBI's taxonomy places the organism in Eukaryota, Metazoa, Chordata, Mammalia, Diprotodontia, Phalangeridae. Bases 1 to 534 code for a protein of 177 amino acids. The transcript has 4 exons.